CACUCUCAAUUUCAUCCUAUCAUUUGUAAAUCAUUUUUAUAAUGAUAAUCUUUUAUUUUUAUCAAUUUAAAUCUGGUCAACUGUGAUGAUUAAAAUUGUUCAUUUCAGCUCAGUCAUGGUUAAUUUAUUCUCGUUUUAAAUAAUCCGCCUUUCUAUCCUAGUGAAUCUUUUUGCGUUCUGACUUCUAUGAGUUGAUGUGGUUUUAGUCUUGAGGACAACUUCGUUUUAAAAAUGGAACAAUUAACAUUAUACGGUCAAAUUGCUUUGGAAUUCAUCCAUCCAUAUUAUAUUAUAAUGAUGGACUUUCUUCAAGCACAAAGAUCGAAAUUCAACGCAGUUGCUGGGGAAUAUGAGCCAUUCGUAUUAUUCGCAAUUACAUCUUUAUUUUGGUUCUUGAUUAUUAAAUUAUGGGCAGCCUUUAAGGCUGAUGUCAAUGAAGAUUAUUGGUCACUUUGUAAGCGAAAAUUUACAAGAAUUAUCCUGAAAAUACCUGGUCUUGGAUAUUUUGCAAAUAAAGAGAUUAAUAAAGUUCUCGGCGUCAUCGACGAUGAGUUGAUGGGAAUUUAUAAAAAUAGGACUUUCCAGACUACUUUACCUGCUCGCGGAUCCAAUGCCGACCAAGUUAUGAAGCAAGUGGAUAACUAUAUGUCAAUUGGUUCCAUCAAAUGGCAGGAAGGAAGAGUAUCUGGUGGUAUUUAUAGUGAUCAACAAGAUACUGAAUUUCUGGAUUUGAUGAGUAACGUAUACAGGAAAACAGCUUACACUAAUCCAUUACACGCUGAUGUUUUCCCUGGAAUCCGGAAAAUGGAAGCUGAAGUGGUUCGAAUGACGUGCAAUCUUUACAAAGGAGGACCUGAAGCUUGUGGAGUUGUAUCGACCGGUGGAACCGAAAGUAUUGUUUUAGCUGUAAAAGCUUAUCGUAAUUAUGCUAAAUACGUUAUGGGUAUCCGUAAUCCUGAAAUCAUUGUGCCAAUUACAGCUCAUCCUGCUUUUGAUAAAGCAGCAGAGCUCCUAAAAGUCCAGAUUAAUCAUGUUCCUGUGGAUCCAAUUACCAAAAAAGUUUACGUUAAAAAAAUGAAAGCUGCCAUAAAUGGAAAUACAUGUUUGUUGGUAGGUUCAGCGCCCGCUUUUCCUCACGGAAUUUACGAUCCAAUUGAAGAAAUUGCUAAACUAGGUAAACAAUACAACAUUCCUGUGCACGUAGAUGCUUGCCUUGGAGGUUUUUUGAAUCCUUUCGUUAAUGAUGCUGGAUAUAAAGUGGAUGAACGUUUUGACUUCAGUGUUCCUGGAGUAACAAGUAUUACCGCUGAUACACACAAAUAUGGAUACGCACCAAAGGGUACCUCUGUAGUAAUGUACGCCAACAAUGAACUUCGUCGUUAUCAAUAUUUUGUCACUCCAAAUUGGCCUGGUGGUCUUUAUGCAUCACCGACAAUUCUUGGAUCACGACCUGGUGGAGUUAUUGCUGACUGUUGGGCUGCUUUGAUGUACCAUGGUCAUGAAGGCUAUGUUUCCAAAACUAAGGCUAUUUUAGAAGUUACUCGUUAUUUUGUCAAAGAAGCUGCCAAAAUUCAAGGCCUUAAGAUUUGUGGCUCGCCAAAAUUAUCUGUGGUAGCUUUGACUUCAGAUGAUUUCAAUAUAUUUUUAUUAAGUGAUAAUCUUACUCAGAAAGGUUGGAACGUCAAUGUUUUACAAUUUCCAUCAGCCUUUCACAUUUGUUUCACUUUGAUGCACACUAAGAAAGGAGUUAUCGAUAACCUAUUACAAGACAUUCGUGAGAUUGCAUCAAAUCUUUAUGCCAAUCGUAGCAAACAUACUAAAUUAGAUGGCCAAGCUGCUCUCUAUGGUAUGUCGCAGAGUAUUCCUGAUAGAUCACUCAUUUCUUACUUUGCCAAUCAAUUUAUCGAUUCUUAUUACUCUACUCAAUACAAGUAAAUUUACUCUUAUCAAAUAACUUCAAACUAAAUUAAUCUCGAAAUAAAACUUUAUUCUUAAACUUA
Molecule: messenger RNA, 2000 nt
Organism: Tetranychus urticae (two-spotted spider mite)
Lineage: Eukaryota; Metazoa; Arthropoda; Arachnida; Trombidiformes; Tetranychidae
Gene: Sply
Product: Sphingosine-1-phosphate lyase
Biological process (GO): carboxylic acid metabolic process; sphingolipid catabolic process
Cellular component (GO): endoplasmic reticulum
Molecular function (GO): sphinganine-1-phosphate aldolase activity; pyridoxal phosphate binding
Source: RefSeq, a predicted model, not a curated record